AUGGUCUCAUUAUCAAAUCAACAAGAAUUAAAUAACGCACUUGAAAAAUAUAAUGGCUCAGAAAAUGGUCAUUGGGUACUUUUAACUUAUAAAACACCAACUCAAUUACAAUUUAAAACUUCAGGUGAUGGUUUACAAUCAUUGGGUGCAGUAUUACAAGAUAAUGAAGUUGCUUACUAUAAAAUUAGAUUAGAAUAUAAUUCAAAUGAUGCUGGUUUCAAAGAUGGUGUUAUUGGUAACAAAGCAAAUACAAAAGAUAUUUUUGUAGCUUGGACUGGUCCAUCUGUUGGUAUCAUUGAAAAAGGUAAAAAGAAAUCUCAUGUUGGUGAUGCUAAAGCUUUCUUCCAACCAUUCCAUUCUGAACUUACUCAAACUAGUAAAGAUCCAAAAGGUAACUUUACUGAAGCAAUCCUUAAAGAUAGAAGUGGUCCAUUAUCUGGUUCUCAUAUUAUUGAUUAA
Molecule: messenger RNA, 459 nt
Organism: Dictyostelium discoideum AX4
Lineage: Eukaryota; Evosea; Eumycetozoa; Dictyosteliales; Dictyosteliaceae
Exons: 1
Coding region: 1-459 (152 amino acids)
Molecular function (GO): actin binding
Source: RefSeq, a predicted model, not a curated record